AUGAGCAAUCCACCACCGAGCUCCGGAGCAUCAGGACCCACGCUGCGGGUUAAGACCCCUCGAUUCGCUCAUCACAAUGUGGCUUUCUCGCCAUUCUUUGAGGAUAAGAUAGCAACGGCAUCAGGCGCCAACUUUGGGCUCGUCGGGAAUGGCAGGUUGCAUAUCUUGCAAAUGGGUCCUGGGGGACUACAAGUGGUCAAGUGGUUCGAUACACAGGAUUGCGUGUAUGAUGUAGCAUGGAAUGAAUGUCAUGAGAAUCAGGUCAUCGCGGGGUGCGGGAAUGGAUCUCUCAAGCUAUUCGACACCACCUUGAAUGACUUUCCCAUCAAAGCGUGGCAUGAGCAUUCUGCUGAGAUCAUGUCGGUGGACUGGAGCAAUAUUCAGAAGGACACAUUUGCGAGCUCAUCGUGGGACCAUACGGUCAAAAUCUGGCGUCUCUCCCGAGUUACGUCGAUGGCUACCAUCCCGGCACAUCAAGGCCAAGCAUAUGCUGCUCAAUGGUCACCCCGUCAAUCGGAUACUAUCGCGACAUGUGGUCAAGAUGGCUUUCUUCAUGUGUUUGAUCUGCGAGCUCAGGAGAUGCGUCCAAUGAGCUCUGUCAAAGUCAGCGAGACGGAUCUGUUAUCUUGCGAUUGGAACAAGUACGACUCACUGCUAGCCACUGGCGGGAAAGACUCUACUAUCACCAUCUGGGACACGAGACAGAUGGCAAGACCGGUUGGACAACUUGGCGGACAUGCAUUGGCAGUGAGGAAAGUCGCCUGGUCACCCCACCAUAGGGAUGUCAUUGCGUCCACUUCGUAUGAUAUGACAUGUCGAACGUGGAACACUUCCACUCGUUCGGAGAGGCGGGUGCAUCACGAUCAUACAGAAUUCACCAUGGGUUGUGCUUGGGCUUUAUUUGAGCGUGACUUGAUAGCGGACUGCUCAUGGGACGAGGAAGUACAUGUCUACAGAGCGUAG
Kockovaella imperatae is the source of this 963-nucleotide messenger RNA. RefSeq names its product WD40-repeat-containing domain protein. The record is from RefSeq and is a predicted model, not a curated record. The transcript is spliced from 8 exons. Gene Ontology annotation, molecular function: protein binding. Gene Ontology annotation, cellular component: cytosol; peroxisomal matrix. Gene Ontology annotation, biological process: protein import into peroxisome matrix. Bases 1 to 963 code for a protein of 320 amino acids. Lineage: Eukaryota; Fungi; Basidiomycota; Tremellomycetes; Tremellales; Cuniculitremaceae.